GUCGUCCUUCUCCACUUGGCCGCCAGCUAGCAUUUCCGUUCUCCGCUGAUUAUUCGUUCCCUCUGCUCUUCGCGCAACUUCCAUUCCUCCAUCGCUGUUCGCGCUUUCUACUGCGUUUCAGAACUCACAUUUGCCCCCUCGUCAAUAUUGUUCUCCAGUUAUCCGGUGCCGUGCAGUCUCCUUUCAGCGUCCCCCCCGGCUCUGCCUCGUACCCUCCGCUGUGCCCCUAGUACCUACCCGUUCUGUCCCGCUGGUUCGAUCAGAUAAAUUCAUAUGAUUCCCCCUCCUCGCGCGCCUUCCCCGCACUGCUUCCGCCGCAGUGGCAAUGGCGGAACCCGCCAGCGCCUCUUCCGUCCCGCCGGUCUCAGAAGCCAAGCCAGCAGUAUCCUCCUUUCACGUAGUAACCGUCACAACCCCGCACCCUACGGGCCUGGAUUCGGCGGCGUCAAAAGUGGCGUCACUUGCGGCGUCAGUUGCGGUAAAGAUGGAGGCGCCGUUGAUCAAGCCGUCGCACUCGCUGGGCGGCGCUCCGCCAGCUGGCACGCGCAUGCUGCUGACGAGGACCAGCUCGGACCUCGUCAUCCGCCUGCCGCCGCUCCACUGGGCCAACGCAACGCUCAGCUUCGCGGUCUGGUCGCUCCUAGCGGUGCUCGCAGUGCUGCCUGACAGCCACAACCAUGACGGGCAACCCUUGCCGCCUAUCGCGCCCGUCUUAUCCACCUUGUUCGCUCUGUUCGCUGCUCAGAAAGUGCGUGAGGCAUUUCUGGUGCGCACGAUUCAAAUCGACGGCUGUCGGCUGCUGGACACGUGGCAGCUGUUCGGGCGGCGCGGACAGGCGACCAUCCCCACCGCCUCUAUCUGCCGUGUUGAUCUCCGCAAGCAGGUGCGCGGGUGCAUCGCGACGUAUUACUGCCGAAUAUCAACCGGUGACGGGCCGCAUCCGAUGUUUGGCCACCAUCUGGACUUUGGCCACCAUUUAUCGAGAGCCGAAAACACAUGGCUGCUGCAAGAAGUGUCGGCAUUUCUGCUUGGUUUGGGAGGACCUACUUCUGGUCAAGACAGGCUUUAAGUACAGAGCCCAGAAAGCUUUCCCCCAAGUCACCUUUGCUUCCAUGGCCACAGCUUUCGAAUGAAGUCAUUUUUUGCCACCGGGAGCAUGGUAGGGGCGUUGGUGAGAGGGUGACAGGGGAAUGUGUUAGGUUGGGUGGGUGAUGGUGUGGAGUGGGAACGAAUAGCAUGUGAACCUAUUCAUGUGUUGCAUUAUCAAAUGGCGGUGUAGCGUGUUUGCGCUAUGAUCAAUCUCUAAAGUCGUCACAUGUUAAGUCAAGUAGUUCCAUUGGUUUUUAAUU
Messenger RNA from Closterium sp. NIES-67, 1349 nucleotides. Lineage: Eukaryota; Viridiplantae; Streptophyta; Zygnematophyceae; Desmidiales; Closteriaceae. The record is from the annotation of a GenBank genome assembly.